Phyllotreta striolata is the source of this 1184-nucleotide messenger RNA. NCBI's taxonomy places the organism in Eukaryota, Metazoa, Arthropoda, Insecta, Coleoptera, Chrysomelidae. The record is from the annotation of a GenBank genome assembly.
GGAGACAGUACGUGAAAGUAACCGAUGGUGUGGUGAAGGUUACAAAAGAGAGAACAAACUUGAACUUGAACCGUAGAAAUUGCAAUGUGGAUUUAUCAGAUUGCAUUCAUGUUCACUGCAGUUGCUUUUGCUAACCCGCUCAGAUACCAGACCUAUGCACCAGGUCACGACGAUUACAAAAACACUGACUACCAAUUCAGCUACGGCGUAAAGGACUAUCACACGGGCGACGUGAAGCACCAAUGGGAGAAAAAAGAUGGCGAUACCGUCAAGGGCCAGUACUCUCUGGUGGAACCCGACGGGUCGAUUCGUACUGUAGAUUACACAGCCGACAAACACUCGGGUUUUAACGCUGUCGUGAAACACACCGGUACCUUCAAGCACCCGAUACAAUCUAAAGAAGCACCCAUCAGUCACAAGGAGCUCGUUCUAAAACCAGUAGAAGAGCUACACCACAAACAAUACUCUUACGAAGAUGAAGACGACUUGAAAUACGAACAGGAAUCCAAUCACCAAGAUGAAUACAACGAAAAAAACAGUUAUUCCUACAUUCCUCAAGAAGAUAUUAAAUACGUAUAUCCGAAAGAAGAAGAAGAUGCCGAAGAAUCCCAACACACUUCCGUGCAAUCAAAAUACAACACAAGACCUGUUACAAAUAAAAAUUCCAUCAGACACCACGUAUCAAUCAAAGAAGAGUACGAGAAAAUUUCACCCGAGUUACCCGUCGAUUUGAGCCUCAUCAAAAACACCCCCAUAGAACCGGUCGACGUCAGUCUAAUCAACCCCAUCGAAGUGAACAUCAGAACACACCAGCAAUCGGUGCACAAAAACAAAUACUCCGAGCAGGACACCUCCUUGCAGCCCUCGCACGAGCUGACGCGCGACGAAAUCGCCAAGUACCUGCAGGAGUACUACAAGAACCAGGGGCUUCUCAACGAGCCCGAAAUAGAGGGGGGCUUCAAGCCCGUCAGGACCAAGUCCAAGGAGACCUUCACCCAGCCUCUGCCGGGCACGUACAAAUCGAACAAGAAGCCGGUCACCACGCCCGGCUUGAGUACUUACUCGAGCAAUCAGCACAGGAGCGGGUACCAUUCGAAGUACAGGAGACAUCCGAAGUCGGACGCGCAAGCGCAGAUCGUGCAUUAUUACGUGCCCGAGGAAAAUGGAAAUGAAAGGCGCAAUGC